Molecule: messenger RNA, 1681 nt
Organism: Planococcus citri (citrus mealybug)
Lineage: Eukaryota; Metazoa; Arthropoda; Insecta; Hemiptera; Pseudococcidae
Product: putative ankyrin repeat protein RF_0381
Exons: 4
Coding region: 461-1567 (368 amino acids)
Biological process (GO): RNA processing
Molecular function (GO): protein binding; RNA binding; RNA nuclease activity
Source: RefSeq, a predicted model, not a curated record
AAAGAGAGAGAAAAAAAUAUGAAUGAAACUCCGAAUUCCCAAUUGCCAUUGGCAUUUGAGUGACGAAGACAACAACCUGUAGCGAACAACAAUAUGUUGAUUCACUUGUUCACGUGUGUUGUGAGUCUGCAGGUCGCUUCCCCUGCAACAUAGCAAGUGAUUCACUGAUUCAGUCGAUUGCGAAUGUGUGACGUGUGGUAGUCGUUGUUGAUUAAGGUGUGGGCAACAGUGUACAGUGUGUAAAACUGUGGACGUUAGUCGUCAGUACAUUGUUUGAACCGUCGGUUGGUGGAAGGUUGAUUAUCGAAUUUUAUACCUUUAAUUGUAAAUUAAUCCGUACAUUUUUAAAUUUAAUUAUUCGUUCAAGUGUUUUUCGUUUUAUUCGGCAUUUUAAAAUGAUAUAAUCUUUUUUGUUAGCUAUUAUUUGAUAUAGUUACGCGCUUUCAUCAAUAUCAAUAAUAUGAAACUGGAAAAUAAAAACGUUGAAAACGAGCCGGUUUCUUAUCACGAUUUGUUAAGGGAGAGCAUCAAAACGGGAGAUGUUAAAGCACUGACAGAAUUACUCCAAAAUGAUGAAGCAGAUAUUGAUAUCGAUCAAUUGGAUUGGAAUGGAUCCGGAAAUGCCCCCAUACUGGAUGCUGCUAUCGAAGGCCAAGUGAAGAUAGUGAGAGUGCUAUGUGAGAACGGAUGCAACGUAAAUGCGAGAACAUCGAGAGGAGAAACUGCCUUACAUAUGGCAGUCUCAUGUCGACAAUUCAAUGCCGAAAUGAUCAACCUAUUGCUAACCAAUGGCUGUAAUCCAGAUAUACAACACAAUCUUGGAAGACAAACAGCUUUACAUAUGUUCAUAAAAAAACACGUCGUCUCUACCGAAUUAAAUAGCGAGAUUUUAAAUGUAUUCGAAUCUUUGGUUAAAGCUAGCGACGUUAAUAAAGGCGACGAUAGGUCGAGAACACCUUUACAUUAUAUCGCCUCUAGCGGAAAAGCUAAUCUCAAAUUGUUGCAGAUUUUACUGGAUCACGGAGCUAAUCCAAAUUUACAAAACGAUCGCAAAGAAUCUGCUCUCCACGAAGCUUUACAAAACAAUAGCGAAUCUGUAGCGGAUAUUUUAAUCACUCGUCAUACGAAUCUUUACCUAGAAACUAUUUAUAAAGAAACUCCGCUACAUAUCGCAGCUCGAAAAAAUAUGAUUCCGAUUGUGAAGUUGCUAUUGGAACACGAUGUUCCAAUUAACGCUCAAGAUUUAAAGGGUAAUACCGCAUUGCAUCUGGCUGCUAGUAAAGGCUACAAUGAUGUCGUACAGUUAUUAGUCGAAAAAGAACAAAUUCAACUGAAUAUCUCCAAUAACGAAGGCUUCACUCCUUUACACUUAGCUGUCGAUAGUGGUUUCAUUUUUACCGUUGAAAUAUUAUUAAAAGCCGAUUCAUGUGAUUUAACUGCACGUACAAAACGAAGCGAAACUGCUCUAGACUUGGCUCAGCACGAUUAUAGACGUAGAUCUCAACCAGAGAUGAUUGAAGUACUGUCUCGUGAAAUACAACGUAGAAGUUGUGGAAAAUCUAUGUAAUUCAAAAUCUUAAGCUUUCUUGCCUUGCCUAUAAAUUAAUUUGUUUCUUUUUUUAUUUACUUUUUUGUAAGCGACGUUUUUUUUUUUAAUUACACCAUGUUACAUCGUAUCAAA